Molecule: messenger RNA, 839 nt
Organism: Elephantulus edwardii (Cape elephant shrew)
Lineage: Eukaryota; Metazoa; Chordata; Mammalia; Macroscelidea; Macroscelididae
Gene: BCAP31
Product: B-cell receptor-associated protein 31
Exons: 7
Coding region: 60-800 (246 amino acids)
Biological process (GO): endoplasmic reticulum to Golgi vesicle-mediated transport; intracellular protein transport
Cellular component (GO): endoplasmic reticulum; endoplasmic reticulum membrane
Source: RefSeq, a predicted model, not a curated record
GCCCCUCUGUCCUGCCAGGAAACGAGCUCGCUUCCCUGGAAACCAUCCAGCGGCAGAGGAUGAGUCUGCAGUGGACCGCAGUGGCCACCUUCCUCUAUGCGGAGGUCUUCGUUGUGUUGCUUCUCUGCAUUCCCUUCAUUUCUCCGAAAAGGUGGCAGAAAAUUUUCAAGUCCCGCUUGGUGGAGUUGGUAGUAACAUAUGGCAACACCUUCUUUGUGGUUCUUAUUGUCAUCCUGGUGCUGCUGGUUGUUGAUGCCGUCCGAGAGAUCUGGAAAUAUGAUGAUGUGACAGAAAAGGUGAACCUCCAGAACAACCCUGGGGCCAUGGAACACUUCCACAUGAAGCUUUUCCGCGCCCAGAGGAACCUCUACAUUGCUGGCUUUUCCUUGCUCCUGUCCUUCCUGCUGCGACGCCUGGUGACUCUUAUCUCCCAGCAGGCCACGCUGCUGGCCUCCAAUGAAGCCUUUAAAAAGCAGGCAGAGAGUGCUAGUGAGGCUGCCAAGAAGUACAUGGAAGAAAACGAGCAGCUGAAGAAGGAAGCUGGUGUUGACAGAGGCAAGCUGCGAGUUGGGGAAGCCGAGGUGAAGGUGGAGGAGGAGAACAGAAACCUGAAGGCUGAGCUGAAGAAGCUGAAGGAGGAGCUGGCCAACAGCAAGCAAAAACUGGAGAAGGCUGAGAACAAGGUCCUGGCCAUGCAGAAGCAGUCUGAGGGCCUGACCAAGGAGUACGACCGCCUGCUGGAGGAGCACGCCAAGCUGCAGGCGGCAGUUGACGGUCCCACGGACAAGAAGGAGGAGUGAGGAGAGGCUCUCCUUUCCUGCAGUGGCUCCACCGGCACG